CCGUCCCCUCGCAGCCGUCUUUCCCAAGUUCCAACUCGUGUCCUCACCUCGGAUCUCUCCAUCCCUUCGGUCCAAACCGCCGAUCACAAUCACAAGCACCAGCACCAGCGGCGGCGGCACAUUCCAUGGCGGCGCUGGGGUCGAAGCUGGCGCAGCUGCAGUCCAAGGCGUGCGAGGCGACGAGGAUGGUGGCCAAGCACGGAGGCUCGUACCACAAGACGCUCAUGGAGAAGAACAAGCACUACGUCGUCGACCCUCCCACCAUCGAGAAGUGCCGGGAGCUCUCCAAGCAGCUCUUCUACACCCGACUCGCCAGCCUUCCUGGUCGUUAUGAGUCAUUCUGGAAAGAGCUUGAUGGUGCGAAGCUCCUGUGGAAGAACAGAAGCAAUCUGAAGGUUGAGGAUGCUGGUGUUGCUGCGAUGUUUGGCAUCGAGUUGUAUGCGUGGUUCUGCCUAGGUGAGAUCGCCGGUAGAGGAUUUACUGUCACGGGCUACCAUGUCUGAAACCUGAAUGCCUGCCUUACCUCUAGGGCUCUAGCAUUAGCAAUCCACAUUUGCCGACGAAUAUUAUGGAAUCGGUGUAGGUGAUGCAACAUUUUGGUAUUCGGAACUAUAGUACUAUUGAAUCUUGAUGCUGUGGAACUAUAUUAAUCUCGGUGGACGAGAAAUGAUGAGCUAAUAAUUUACUGUA
Messenger RNA from Sorghum bicolor (sorghum), 690 nucleotides. RefSeq lists its product as uncharacterized. NCBI's taxonomy places the organism in Eukaryota, Viridiplantae, Streptophyta, Magnoliopsida, Poales, Poaceae. Gene Ontology annotation, biological process: proton motive force-driven ATP synthesis. The coding region runs from base 126 to 503 and encodes 125 amino acids. The record is from RefSeq and is a predicted model, not a curated record. The transcript has 3 exons. Gene Ontology annotation, molecular function: proton transmembrane transporter activity.